AUGACACUGCUGCAGCUUCCAGAAGUGGAGAAUUACUGGUCCAAAUUUCCCCCAGGUGCAUAUACCCAUGAAGAGGCCAUCAGAUGGGAGGAGCCGCCCCGCACUCGCUACCGGGAGGAGCCGCCGGAGCUUCCCCACGCCCGCUACUGGGAGAAGCUGCUGGAGCCGCCCCGUGCCUGCUACCGGGAGGAGCCGCCAGAGCUUCCCCGCGCCCACUACCGGGAGAAGCCGCUGGAGCCGCCCCACACCCGCUACUGGGAGGAGCUGCCGGAGCUUCCCCAUGCCUGCUGUUACCCCGAGGAACCCCCGGAGCCAGCCUGGCCGGAUUUCCCAGAGGAGCUGCCGGACCUACCACCCAGCCCCGGCCGCGAGGAGCCCAUGCUGUCGGACUUCCCGGGAGUGGACACCAUGGACCAGCUGCACAUUUUUCAAGCCUCCCUACUCCAUCCCGAAGGCUAGCUCAGAUAAGGCGGAGGAAGAAGAGGACGCGAGAUGAAAUGUUCUCGGAAAUCAUGGAAGUAACCCACAAUGAAAGAGCUCAUCUGAAUCAGUGGAAGGACGUGGUAUCAAAUUACAGGAAAGAUGCCAGUGAACAUGAGGACAGGAGAGACGCUCGAGAUGAGAGAUGGCGCCAGGAAGAUCAGAGGUGUAGGCAGGAAGAUCAGCAGUGGCUGAAUGAAAUGCUGGGGCUGCUGCAUGAUCAAACUGACAUCCUCCGACGUCUGGUGGAGCUUCAGGAAGAGCAGCGAGGUCACAGAGUGCCGCUGCAGCCCCUGUGUCACCACCCUCAGUACUCACCAUACUCCAUAUCUUCCUCACCCAGAUGUGUAAGAACGCGUGGGGGAAGGCUGUGUGCACCCACCCACUCCACCCCCGUGGACAGCCCAACCAAAAGGCUGUCAUUACAUUGAAAUGAUUUUAGUGGCCUUUUCCUUCCCUCCUAUCCUCCUC
This is a messenger RNA of Gopherus flavomarginatus (Mexican gopher tortoise), 951 nucleotides long. Its product is annotated as putative protein FAM47C. The transcript is spliced from 3 exons. The record is from RefSeq and is a predicted model, not a curated record. Bases 1 to 459 code for a protein of 152 amino acids. Lineage: Eukaryota; Metazoa; Chordata; Testudines; Testudinidae.